AUUCAUUUCAAUCCCUAUUUAGGCUCUACUCCCUUUGGUCAACUGUACACUCCUGGAUUACACUGUAGACUUCCUAAUGGGCUCUGGGGUUAAAGAAAUAUUUGUGUUCUGUUCAUAUCAUGUGGAACAAAUAAUAAAUUAUAUCAAGUAGGUAGAAAAAUUAGUUAAUGAAGAGUUUCUUCCUGUAAGAACACUGCACAAACAAGGAAUGAUCCUUACUGGACUUCCAGGAAGAACAGUUUGGAACUUAUAGAGCUAUCCAGUAUAAAUAAAGUUAGUUUAGUUUAGGUUUCCUCCUGUAGUAACACUGGAUCAAUAAGAGAUGAUCCUUACUGGACCUCUAGGAAGAACAGUUUAGAACUGAUAGAACUAUCCAGUAUAACAAAGUUAGUUCAGUUUAGGUUUCCUCCUGUAGUAACACUGGAUCAAUAAGAUAUGAUCCUUACUGGACCUCUAGGAAGAACAGUUAUAAAUUGGAACCCGCGUAGGUAGUGCCAAAUACAAGUAAAUUUGUACGACGUUUCAAGUGAAGACCCUUCUUAUUAUCUGACAUACAUACAAGCAAGUUUCUUUCAUACAUUUAGAGAUCCAGAGUGGAGUGCAAAACGUUCAACAUGUACAUUUCAUACCGUGCUCUCUGAGGGUUGUAUGUCAUUGGGUGAUGCCUUGAGAGAGAUUGAUAGACAGGUUCGUCAUCUAACUCAUCUUGAAAUAGGAAACUUAAAACAAACUGUCUCGACCUUGAAUUUGCAGACGAUUUUUAUGCUUUAUUCGUGUUGAAGUGUAAACGAAGUACUGUAUAAUAUUUUUCAGGCUUUUAUAAAGACAGAUUUCAUUCUUGUCCAUGGCGACCUAGUAUCAAACAUAAAAUUGGAUAAAGUUUUAAAAGAACAUAAGUAAGGGCCUGUUCAUAUGGGCAAAAGUUAUCCCGGUUAGCGAGAAAACUUUUCGACAAGUUUAUAAGCGAGAUCUCGCCUUGGUAUGAAAAUAAUAAGAAAAGUUACGCUGCGUUCUUAUGAGACAAAACGUUUUCCAGUGUACCGAGAUCUCGCUUGUUGACAGGCGAGAUCUCUGUGACCGGGAUAAUGUUUUGCCCAUAUGAACACAACUUUCCCGCUUAGCGGGAUAACUUUCUGUCGUGUCAGCAACUUUUCAAUUCAAUUGAUGUUCAGUGCCACGUCACAGCUGAAUACUUUUCCCGGUAAGCGGGAUAAAGUUUCUCCAUAUGAACAGAACAAAAGUAUUUGGCUAGUCGAAAAGUUUUCUCGUUAACCGGGAUAACUUUUGCCGAUAUGAACAGGCCCUAAGUCUCUGCUUUUUAUACUAUAAUGUCUAAACUCUAAAGUAUGAUACCCAAAAAUUUUGUUGCUUUCAAUUAGGGAAAGGAGACAAAAGAGUAAAUCUUCUAUAAUGACGAUGAUUUAUAAACCUGCUGCUCCCGAUCAUAAAACAAGGUGAAAUUUUAGACUUAAGAAAUUCAUUCUUAAGAAAUUCACACGUUGUUUUCCGCACUUUGUGUGAGAAAGAAAAUAGAUUGAUGUAUACUUUUCCGUCUCAAUGAUAGAUCUGCGGAGGAUGACGUGUUUCUUGCUAUCGCAUCAUCUUCCAAUAGAAUACUUCACUGGGAGAAGACAUAUAAGAAAAAUAAAUUCUGGCUUCCUCUGGUAUGCUAUACUGUUGAGCGUUCUUUUGCUGUGAUCUGUUGCAAAUAAACCUCGUUAAUUUGUUUAAUUCUUUAUUUUUCUUCAGGAAUUGUUUAUAGAAAAUACUGAUGUCAAACUCAGAUACGACCUAUUAGAUUGUGGCAUCAGUGUCUGCUCUACAGAGGUAACGGUUUUUACACUUUGAUCAAUAAAAUUUUUUAAAUUAACCCUUCUUUUGUACCUAAUCAGGGUGUUAGCCAGAAAAAACGUUUUGUCCGUUAAACGUAAAUUGGGAAAGUUUUUUUGACCGAUCAAAGUCCUUGUGUAGGAAUAAAUAUAGUGCUUUUUUCCAACGUGUUUCUCCUUAGAUGCAAACAACGGUAGCUUGGUUUUGUACAUUUCAUUUCCGGUGAAUGAACACUGAAAAAUGCACCCGAUGGCACUUCGUUUUGUAUAUUCCAUUUCCGGUGAUGCACACCGAUUACACUUUGUUUUGUACAUUUCAUUUCAGUGAAUACACACCCAAUAUGAAUGAAACGCGAUACAUUUUGAUAUAAUCUUCUUCUUAAUCUUCUUCUUUUCUGUGAUAUAAUAAUAUAAAAUCAAUUAACGCAAUUUCUCAUCAGAAAAAUGAAAAUCUUCCAGUAGACCCAGUUGGGAAAGCCCCUUAGCUACUUCAAUUGGGAAGAGUCCGUCAAACGGACAGUAUAUGGGCUAGCUAACACCCUGCUAAUUCUGCAUUGCUUUAUGGAGGAACCACAGCUUCUGUCCAAUAAUCUAAUAUUCAACGUUAAUUUUCAGGUGCCGCAAUUAUUUACGGAUAAUUUUGACUACCAAACCAAGGAUGACUUUGUCCGUGGAAUAAUAAUUAAUGAAGAGGUCGGACAUAAAUUGUUUGCUUGAAAGUGUUUUGAAUUAAACAAACCGGUAAAUUAAUCUCUUUCGUUUCUUAUUAUCCGCGCAGGUGAUGGGAAAUAAAAUUCACUGUUAUGUAGUGGAUGACGAAUAUGGCGCUAGAAUAACAAAUCUUCAAAUGUAUGAUUCUAUAAGGUAGCGUCCUUUUUUGAGCUUUUAUUUUACCAAGUUCUGCAAUUCUGGUGUUUGAAAACCAAGUUCUGCCAUUUGAAAGGGAGUUCUGGCAUUUGAAAAGGCAGUUGUGGCGUUUGUAAUGGGAGUUCAGGCAUUUGAAAAGAGAGUUAUGGCAUUUAAAAAGGAAGUUAAGGCUUUUGAAAAGGGAGUUAUGGCGUUUGAAAAGGGAGUUAUGGCGUUUGAAAAGGAAGUUCUGGCAUUUGAAAACCAAGUUCUACCAUUUGAAAAGGGAGUUUUGCCAUUUGAAAAGGGACUUCUGGCAUUUGAAAAGAGAGUUUUGCCAUUUGAAAAGAGAGUUUUGCUAUUUGAAAAGGGAGUUCUGCCAUUUGAUAAGGGACUUUUGCCAUUUGAAAAGGGAGUUGUUUGAAAAGUGCUCAGAUACCUUUACCUAUUUCUAAAAAAAAUUGUGUUUUUAGUAAGGACAUAAUUCGUCGUUGGGCUUAUCCAGUCGUUCCAGACAAUGGCAUACUCCACUCAGAUGAUAGAUACAUAUAUAACCGACAUAAUGUCUACUUUGGACCUGGGGUUCUUCUUGCAAGGUAACAUUUCUAAUUUUCAACAUUUUAUUCAAAUUUUGCGCCAAAAUAUAGUCCAAAGACUAGUCUACAAAAUACCAUUAGUUACGUAAUAUUUUUUCACUUUUCUUUCUCGCUAGGGAUUGUAUAUUAGAGCAAGAUGUGGUCGUUGGGUCUGGGUCUAGUGUUGGUACGGGAAGUGUCAUACGAAAUUCAGUCAUUGGAAAACAGUGUGUCAUAGGUAUUGAAUUGGUGUAGAAAAAUGUACCAAAUGAGUCUAUGUGUGUUCCUAUACGUACUUCCUGCCAUUAAUACCCAUAUGUACGAACGGUACUGUGUAGAUAUCUUAUAUACACUAGAUAGUGCAUCUAAUUAUUCCGCAAUUCAAAAAUUGAAGCCGUGAUUGCAGACUCAAGAUAUUCCCAUGAAAUGAGAAGACAUUUUCAAACUAUUCAAAUGAUGAAAGUUAUUGUUGUUUUUUAAGCGUUUAUUAGCGAGUGGGAAACUCCAACAUGGCCGCCAUCUAUUCAAAUGGGGGUAACCGGUGGAAUAUUCUUGGCUUCAAUUUUACUAAAAGAGAUGCGCUAUCUAGAAUUUAUAUAAGAUAUCUAUGUACUGUGGUAGUUCAUAAGGCAUAUUUUAAACUUGACUCUCAAGAAUUCAAAUCGCGUUUUAAACCUCCCAUUUUUGUGCGCAAACUGUUUUAAUGCGGCUAGAAAAAAACUGCUUUUAUGCAUUUGGAAGUUUUAUUUUGAGAAUAGCUUUAGUGUUCAAGAAAUCGGAAGACCCUGUGAACAUGCACACCAAAUUUUAUGUUUAUUGGCUAUUAGAAAAUGACGUACUUACACACUGUAUAUAAUGCUUGUGAUGUUACUCUGAGUUGAAAAAUAUGCCUGGCCACGGUGGGAAUCGAACCUACGACCUUUGGAAUACUAGCCUGAGUACAUUACACCAACACAGAAAAAAUCACACUGUAUACUGUUUUUCCAUAUCUUCUUCAGGUGAUAAUGUUGUCAUAGAAGAUUCUUACAUAUGGGACGGUGUCAAAGUUGAAAACAACUGCCGAAUAUCAAAAUCGUUACUCUGUGAUAAAGUCUUAGUUAAACAGUACGUUUUCGCUGUCUUAUCUCCUAAAGUGUCGAAGCUUUGAAUUUAUCCAGUAAGCAACAUAGUAAAUCAUUAUUUUCUUUCUCUAUUUUAGAAAUGUCACUACUCAAAAAGGUUGCAUCUUAUCUUUUAAUGUAAGUUUAAAGUUAAUGAUAAUUGUGAAUUCUUGUCUCGUUUGUCUCAUUAUCAAUGUUAUAUUUUAAGGUCGUCGUUGGUCCAGACAUUGACUUGAGACCAGGGGUUAAGAUAACUUUUAAAAAAGCUGAGAAUAAGGACGACUUUGGUAUGGGUGAACUGUCGUUGGUGGACAAAAGUAACGACGGUAUAUGUGUACAAGAAUGAAGCUACUUAACAAUUAUUCGCCGAAGGCGAGGUGAUUAUCGGUGAAUAAAAACCGAGACGAAGUCGAGGUUUUUAUUCACGAUAAUUACCGAGCCUGAGGUGAAUAAUUGUUUUAGUAUAAUUUCAUAGGUGAUUAUUUGGAAAAAAAUAAGAAAAUACACAUUUCUUCGUCAUUUAAUUGACGAAAAAGGCUUCGGCCGCCAUUUUGAAAAUCGCUAGGUGAUUAUCGCGUAAUAAUCACCUCAACGGCAACCAAUCAGCGUGGAGAAUUUUCAAUAAUCACCUAUGUAAUUAUACUAAAGUUAAUUAUUAUACUGUUAUGGCCGUUAAUUUUAUGUUCUGUCUAAAUUUGGAUAGAUCUGUGUCAAUUUGUGCACGUCCAGGUUCUUUACUGUUUUGAUCUAUUUUUCGAAGUUGUCAGGUCUUCCUAGCCUUGUUUAUUAUGUUUCAGUAGCUAUUUUAUAUUCUAUGAAUUGUUAUAUGCAUGUUUUAUAAAAUUUGCACGCAGCUAAUUAAGUAUGUUUGUGAAAUACAAUACAACGAAAACUUCGAGGAAUUUGUUUGCUUGGCUUCAAGUUUCAAUUCGUGUGAUGACUUUGAACAGGUAAAUCGAAGUUUUCGUUGUGUUUUAUUUGUGUUUUAUUAUCUAUAUAUUUAAAAUUAAAGGGCCCACAGUAAUUGGUACCAUACUGUUGUGGUGACCCUGCCAUGAAUGCAUGAUAAUGGCGAAGUUAAAUAAAUAAAUUUACACACUAUACUUAACUUUUGCCUAAAACUGUCGCAUGCAACCUGCUUACAACUUGAGUUGUACUGUGUAAAUCAAGCACACAACUCCCUUACAUUAUACAGCAUUUAAUAUAUUGUCGUAGUUUCCAUGUGACAGUUUUAGGCAAAGGACGUGUUAGGUAAAUCGACCCUUAACAGAUUGUAUUACACAGGGUUCGUACAAAACUUGAAAAUGCUUGAAAGUCCUUGAAUUUGGAAACAAAAAUUCAAGGCCUUGAAGAUCCUUGAGUUUAUAAAGAAGUGCUUGAAAGUCCUUAAAUAUUUUCUGAAAGUGUUCGGCAUUAAGAAGUGGACAUUUUGUAAAUUGAUUUUGUUCAUGUCUUACAAGGCCAGGGUUUGAAAUUCAUUUAAGGUGCCGUGUGAACAGUUUAACGUCACUUUUUACUGAUUCGAACGCCUUCUUUUCAGCCUUUAGUCCUUGAAUUUCCUGAUAAAUGGCCUUGAACGUCCUUGAACGUAACUCUUCCUGACCUGUGCGAACCCUUACGAAUCCUGUCCUAACUAAUUUUGGUGCAUGACCAAAGGACAGCGGCUGCAAACCAUAUAGAUAUCUUAUAUACACUAGAUAGUGUAUCUAAUUAUUCUGCAAUUCAAAAAUUGAAGCCGUGAUUGCAGACUCGGGAUAUUCUCAUGAAAUGAGAAGACUCGUAUAUGUUUUCUAUUUCUUAAACAGGGAACUUAAACAUUAAGUUAAACCUAUUCCAAAUACAUUUUCAAACUAUUCAAAUGAUGAAAGUUAUUGUUGUUUUUUAAGCGUUUAAUAGCGAGUGGGAAACUUCAACAUGGCCGCCAUCUAUUCAAAUGGGGGUAACCGCUGGAAUAUUCUUGGCUUCAAUUUUACUGAUGCGCUAUCCAGUGUAUAUAAGAUAUCUAUUCUGUAAACAGAUAAAAAACACAGUUCCUGCUCUGCUAAGAACGACGACCUGUAAUCUAAAUCAGUAAACCAUUUUGUUUGCAGAGUCGUGUAACGCGGAAGAGGUAGGAACCGAUGGUCGUGGUUAUGUUUGGAAGAAAGAAGUUGAUUCUGACGGAGAAGACGAACAGGAAUUGAUCGACUUUUGGGGUAAGAAAAUUCACUUGACUUUUUCUUAUGAAGUGAUAAUUCGCUGUAUGUAUAGAAGUGCUUGUUGCCCGUAACAGCCGUCUGUAUCGUGUGUGUUGUGUUUCUUGUCAGGUCACAGCAGUGCGAAUAUAAGUGAGGAAGAGAGCAGUGAUGAUUCGAUGUCUGCAGGAAGUCCUACAUCAAGUCCUCCUCCAGAGGAUGCGAAAUGUAAGAAAUGACUUGACUGAAUGCUUUGGUGUACGCAUGGGAUCCCUAAGAGAUGAUUCUUACUGGACCUCUAGGGAGAACAGUUUAGAACUGAUAGAGCUAUCCAGUAUAAAUAAAGUUAGUUUAGUUAAGGUUUCCUCCUGUAGUAACACUGGAUCAAUAAGAGAUGAUCCUUCCUGGACCUCUAGGGAGAACAAUUUAUAACUGAUUGAGCUAUUACUGGACCUCUAGGAAGGACAGUUCAGAACUGGUAGAGCUAUACAGUAUAUGAAUAAAGUUAGUUUAGUUUAGGUUUCCUCCUGUAGAAACACUGGAUCAAUGAGAGAUGAUCCUUACUGGACCUCUAGAGAGAACAGUUUAGAACUGAUAGAACUAUCCAGUAUAAAUAAAGUUAGUUUAGUUUAGGUUUCCUCCUGUAGUAACACUGGAUCAAUAAGAGAUGAUCCUUACUGGACCUGUAGGGAGAACAGUUUAGAACUGAUGGAGCAAUCCAGUAUAAAUAAAGUUAGUUUGUCUUGAUAAAAUAUUGUUAUUUUAAACUUCAUAGUGUUCUAUAAUGAAGUUUUGGACACAGUUCGUAAUGGCAUUGCGAAUAAAGUCAACCCUGAUAACUUGGUGCUGGAAAUCAAUGCAUCAAAGUAAGUACAACAGACCUACUGUACAAUACAACAGGAUGAUGAAAACCAUGCAGAGAAUCUAGCGACUAUAGUCCGCGGUUCGAACACACGAAGCGCAUUUUGAACACAUCAGUUUGGACCACAUAUUCAACGAAUGUGGAACGCGUGUUGAACGUACAGUAUGUGCAAUGCAUUUAUGUAGACCUCAUGGACACACGUAAAAAUCUCACAACUUGUUAUUAUAACAAGAUGUGUUCGCAACAGGCUUGUAGCAAGCUUGUCAACAAGUUGUAACAAUGCUGUUAUUUUAUGAAGUUGCUACAAGGUUGUCACUCACAACUAGUUGACAAAUUGUUGAAUUGCAGGACAAUAACAAGUUGUUGGGACAACUUGUAGCAAGUCUGUUGAGCUGAACAACCUUGUAGCAGUUUGUCAACAAGCUGUUGACAACUUGUCAACAAGCUGGGAACAAGCAGUGCGAACAUAUCCUGAUGACAAGUUGUUGGAACAUCAUUGCUACAAGUCUGCUGCAGGUUUGUUACAACUUGUGCGUUUUUACGUGGAACGCGUCCGGUAAACCGCGUGUAGAAACCACCUUGACCGCAUGUAGAACGCAUGUAAACCGCGUGUAGAAACCACCUUGACCGCAUGUAGAACGCAUGUACACCGCGUGAUAGAAAAUGUGUAUUUUUUAUAGAUAUGCGUACAAUGUGACAUUUGAAGAACUCAAUCACGCUGUAACAAAGACAUUCUUGGAAUGUAUAUUCUCAGGUCUUACUGCAUAUCAACAAGAUGUCCUCAAAGAUAUGAAAAAGGUUCGGUUGUUUAGAUCUUAAAAUUACUCACUAUCAGUUCUAAACUGUUCUUCCUAGAGGUCCAGUAAGGAUCAUCUCUUAUUGAUCCAGUGUUACUACAGAAGGAAACCUAAACUAAACUAACUUUAUUUAUACUGGAUAGCUCUAUCAGUUCUAAACUGUUCUUCCUAGAGGUCCAGUGAGAGUCAUCUCUUAUUGAUCCAGUGUUACUACAGGAGGAAACCUAAACUAAACUAACUUUAUUUAUACUGGAUAGCUCUAUCAAUUCUAAACUGUUCUUCCUAGAGGUUCAGUAAGGAUCAUCUCUUAUUGAUUCAGUAGUACUACAGAAGGAAACCUAAACUAAACUAACUUUAUUUAUACUUGAUAGCUCUAUCAGUUCUAAACUGUUCUUCCUAGAGGUCCAGUAAGAACCUGUGUAAUGCAGGAAUCGAACCAUGGUACACAUUAUCCAUUGUACAUAACUUAACUACUUCUAAUUAUAAUUUCAGGCUGUAAGCCAUUGUCAUCCGUUAUUUGCUCACUACAUGAAAGAAGCUGAAAACCAACGGGUUGGAAUCCUGGCCGCAGAGGUGUGUAUAUACUACUUUCCCUCAACAGUUAGCUCCAUUAUAUUUCGAGCGAGAACUCGCGUUCCAGUUUGCCUGAGGUAUAAAUGUUUGCUUUUUGUUUGUGCAGGAAUUUUUUAUUCAGAACGAAGAAAUGUCGCCAGCGUUUCAGACAUUCUUACAUUUAAUGUACGAUCGGGAGGUUUUUGAUGAAGGCGUCAUUCUUGAUUGGUUCAAAUCGCCUUCGCAAGAUGACUCGCUUGGAAAUGAAAAUCAGGAAAAGAUUCGGGAACAGGUAGGACGUACAGACACAACUUGUAACAAACCUGCAGCAAACUUAUUGUACCCUACUGCAGUUUCAACAACUUGUUAUCAGACUUAUCAGGAUGUGUUCAAGUAGUUGUUCUCAGCUCGUUGACGUAAUAUAUGAAUAACGAGAGCGAGUGUUUCACGAGGAUAUCCAAACACGAGAAAACAAUGUUUGAGUGUUUUCAUACAUUGUUUUCGAGUGUUUGGAUAUCCCGGUGAGACACUAGCUCCAGUUGUUUAUAUGGCUUCUCAAAUGAAUCGAGACGUAACAGAAUGUUUUCCUUUCCUGUUUUGAAUAGAAUUCUUAACCAAGCAUAACGUAAUUAGGAAUUCUAUUCAAGUAAUUUUGCAUGUGUAAUUAAGAUAUUUGAUGAAAACACAGUGACUUUCAUCAAAUAUCUUAAUUACGUAUGCAGUUAAACUCCUGUGGUGCUGUGUCUGACGAUGUUUGACCGCGGUAUCCAAACAGCAUCUUGUGACGGGAUGCUUACAUGCUAUUUGGUUUAAUUACUCAUGAAUUAUUAAUGAAUUUGAUAAAUGUUGCUACAAGGUUGUUUGACUCUAUUUAGUUGAUACAAAGUUAUUCUAACAAACUUGUUAUCGUUGUGUAAUUCAACAACUCGUUAACAAGUUGCGAGUGAUAACCUUAUAGCAACUUGAUGAAAUUACAACAUUGUUACAAGUUUAUGACAAGCUUGCUACAAGCCUGUUGAGUGCACAUCUUGUUGACAAGACUACUUGUGCAAUCGCUUACAGAAAAUCAUGUGUAUUGAGAAAUAAUUUUUGAUCUUAUUUUUCAUAUUUUUUGUAUAGGUAUCUCGGUUUAUAACGUGGCUCGAAGAAGCAGAAGAGGAAUCAGACGAUUAGUUCAUGAUAUAUAAAGGUAUGUUCGUGUAUUCUACAUCAACUAUACCAUGAAGGACUGGCUGGAACGUUGACAGGUCGGCCUGGGACGUUGAAAGUUCGGCAUUUGGUCGGCAUCGCCGAAUACCAACCACGUUAUAUUAAAUCCUGGUUCACACUAAUAGCAAUCUUGUCGGCGAUUUUGUAUUUCUGACGGAUGGAAAUGAGUGAACUCGCACACAAAAGAAAAAAGUCACUUUUCACAUAGUUCGUAGCGGUCUUUGAUUUCCUUGAAAGUCUUUAGAUAUGAAUGUAGGGUCUUUAAGGUAUUUGAAAAGUGUUUGAAUUGGGUGAAAAAGCAAAGAAAGUCUCUAAAAUCUUUAAAUUCUUUAGUGAGAGUGUUUGAUUAUACGAUUUCCUGGCUAAUAAAAUAGAUUGAUUGAAGAGCAAGGUUUUUGCAAAUAUCGACGAAAAGGUGCAUUUUAGGAUGUGUUUGACGGACUAAUUACCUGGUAAAAAUGGUGCUUACACUCGCAAUUUUUCGACAGCCGAUUGCUCUUCAAGGUCUUUGAAAAGUCUUUGAAAGUAGGCAGAAAAUAGCUUUGAAAGUCUUUAAAUUUUUUUGGUCUUGGAGACUACGAACCCUGUUUCAGAAGUAAACAAUUCUCUAAGUCUUUUGCAUGUCAUUCAUCCAUCACAUUUGCCAGGAGGAAAGAACUCGCCGACAGAAUUGCAGUGUGCAUGAACCAGAUUUAAAUGCGAGUUUGCAACCGAAACACCAGGUCAAUGAGACAAUGUGUUAACAUUUUGGCAUCUCAUGCACAUAUGGACAUAAUUUGUAAAUGAGAAUGUUAAGCUUCCUAUUAUUUAUUAAUCAAUUAUGAACGAGCAAGUUGCAAAUGCUGUCUAUGUCCUUUGAAUUGCAGUGCGAACGAAGAAGCCCCACCCCCCGAAUAACGGCAAAUUACCUUUGAACGAUAACCCUAUCAUAAAUAACCGAAAAGCAUAUUGUUUAUCUAAUUUUGCAAUUUUGAAAGUGUAAUUAAAAUGUGAUCUUAUUGUAUUAAUACUACAAUUAGUAACCCAAAUCAAUAUGUUACUGACUUCAACAAGCAGCACAAAAUGUAAACUAGAAUCCGGACAAGUUCCAAGAAUGAAAAAUGUUUUUUCUUGA
This is a messenger RNA of Paramuricea clavata, 11058 nucleotides long. The record is from the annotation of a GenBank genome assembly. NCBI's taxonomy places the organism in Eukaryota, Metazoa, Cnidaria, Anthozoa, Malacalcyonacea, Plexauridae.